AUGUCGCCCUCAAUCCCAGCCGCGAAGGUCGGCUCCGCGAAGGACAACCAGAGAGAGUCGACUGCUGCCAGAAUAUUGGGAGCCGGCUCCGCCGGUAUCGCCGAACUCAUCGUCUUCCACCCCGUCGACACUAUCGCGAAACGUCUCAUGUCCAACCAGGGCAAGAUCCAGGGCGCAAAACAACUCAACGAAGUCAUCUUCAGAAAGACCGCCUCAGAAACAGCCGUCAAACGAUUCUUCUCCCUCUUCCCAGGUCUCGGAUACGCUGCGGCAUACAAGGUCCUGCAGAGAAUAUACAAGUACGGUGGUCAGCCAUUCGUUCGGGACUACCUAUCGCAAAACCACGGCCAAGUUUUCGAUAACACUUUCGGCAAGGGCAAUGGCAAGGCGAUCAUGCACGCUACUGCUGGUUCGUUGAUUGGUAUUGGAGAGAUUGUUCUGCUCCCAUUGGACGUGCUCAAGAUCAAGAGGCAGACAAACCCAGAGGCAUUCCGUGGCCGAGGUGUUAUGAGAAUCGUGGCAGAUGAGGGCUUUGGUCUAUACCGUGGAUGGGGAUGGACAGCUGCCCGUAACGCGCCAGGAUCAUUCGCACUCUUUGGUGGUUCUGCUGCGGCCAAGCAAUACCUCUUCGCGCUUGAAGACUACAACUCAGCAACUUGGUUUCAGAACUUCGUCGCAUCGAUUGCUGGAUCAAGUGCAUCACUCAUCGUCUCAGCACCGCUCGAUGUCGUCAAGACUCGUAUUCAAAACCAGAACUUCGAGGUCAAGAAGUCCGGCAUGAAGAUCAUCACCGACAUGGCACGAUACGAGGGCAUGACUGCAUUCUUCAAGGGACUGGUGCCAAAGCUCCUCAUGACUGGACCAAAGCUCACCUUCUCCUUCUGGCUGGCGCAGACUCUCAUCCCAGCCUUCAACAAGAUGAUGUAA
Messenger RNA from Fulvia fulva, 927 nucleotides. RefSeq lists its product as uncharacterized. Gene Ontology annotation, cellular component: mitochondrion. The record is from RefSeq and is a predicted model, not a curated record. The transcript is spliced from 2 exons. Bases 1 to 927 code for a protein of 308 amino acids. NCBI's taxonomy places the organism in Eukaryota, Fungi, Ascomycota, Dothideomycetes, Mycosphaerellales, Mycosphaerellaceae. Gene Ontology annotation, molecular function: guanine nucleotide transmembrane transporter activity.